Molecule: messenger RNA, 1197 nt
Organism: Trypanosoma theileri
Lineage: Eukaryota; Euglenozoa; Kinetoplastea; Trypanosomatida; Trypanosomatidae
Exons: 1
Coding region: 1-1197 (398 amino acids)
Source: RefSeq, a predicted model, not a curated record
AUGGGUGCUACAGAGCCUCCUGGUGGCAGGGGAACGUUCCGCGAUGCCAUCUUGGCACAACUUAAUGCCCUGAAAAAAAAGGGAGAGGCUAUGAACCCACCGGAAGAAGAAGAACAGCAGCAACUACAUGGAGUGGGUUCAUCACGCGGUACUACUUUACCUCAACUCCACCGUUACCCAUCCCUGGGGUUCGGUGGAGGACCAAUCUCACCUAACACACGACGAUUACCGCCAAUGUUUGCUAAACAUCGUCAAAAUGCCGCCCAGAUUCGGGGUGUGUGUAUUGAUUUGAAUGAUACACUACUCCAACUCAAUGCUGACUUUGCACGUGGUGGUAGUAAUAUCAAGAGUAUGAAUCAAGCACCCCUUCCCGGUGGAGUGCAGUCAUUGCUUCAAGAGCGGGCACGCCGUGCCUUGUUAUCUAAAAGACAAAAAGAGUACACGGGGAGAAGUCCUACUGGCAAUAGAGAUAGCGUAAACGAGAUGUCUGAGAUGGGUCAGGAAAUAGAGGACAUUCGACGUGCACGUAUUGCUGCUGCUGAUGAAGGGUUAAGCGAUGAACAAUCUGUUAGUGACUACGCUGGAGAGCCGCAUGUCCCGCGGUUUGUCCCUGGAAGUACACUACGCGAGGCUUUAGAAGCGAUGGAGGAACCAUUACGAAAGAUAAACGAAAGUAUCGCUGCAAUGUCCACCAUUGAUGAGCGCGAUGCAGGUAAUCCGUGGUGGAAUUCUGCCAUGUUGACACGCGAUAUGAAGGCAUCUGGUAUUCGUGCGAAUUAUCACGCCCGUCGACUUCUUACGUGGAUCCAGCGUGCUCGUGAGCGGUUUCUCGUUGAGGCGGUCACAACAAAUGAGCAGUCAGAGCACUGUCGUGCGGACAUGCUAUAUCUGCGUGAGCAAGAAGCCCUUUUUAUGCAGCGCAUUGACUCAUCCCAGAAGAUGCAAGCUGAGGCUGCUUCAGAGAUGGCAGUCCUUCAAGAGGCGAUACGUGAGGCAAAUCAUGUGAAGAGUGAGUUACAGCAGAAACUGGUCGCUGCUGCGAAGGAGGAAGCGUUGUUACCAAGUGACUCUGACGACGCCUUGCGAGCGGAGUUCCUGCUGCUGCUUGAACGUGUAGUGUGGCCGGCGGCCCUGCAGUCUGAUGUUGACCGUAUCAGGGCCUGGGUUCAGGAGAAUCCCAUGCCACUUGAUGUAUAG